AUGAUAGAAAAGGUUAAAACCGCUUUGUUGAACGCUUCGCUUGCUUCGGACAAACGUUUAGUAAGAAAUGAUCAUGACUCUAAUAAAAGUUUCUUUUCAGAUUGCUUGCACCUACAACUAUAUCGUGACUCGAAGGAUCGCUACAAGCAAGGACACACGAAGGCCUCGCUUUCCUUAGAACACUUUCUUGGGUUGGAAACAGGAUUUACCUUAGAUAAAGAAUCUAACACUGUGGCUAUUUUAUGUCAAGAUGUUGUCGUAGUGCUCGCGUUUGAUAGUCGCGAAAGGUUAAUGCAAUGGCAGGUUAAACUGAGCACUCACCUCGGAGAUGGUGCCCAUUUUUUGGUGCUUCUAUCAUCGGCACCGCAGAAAGCUCGCCUUCCGCCAGGACCGGCCCGUUUGCACGUGCAAGAGUUUGGAUUUUGUCUCAGCACCGGCGUACCUCCACGAGUUGCGGGCCACUGGAUGAUUUCUCAUUUACGGCGCUAUGGCGUCGUGGAAGGUCGGUUUUGUUUCGAAGGAGGCUCGCGAUGCGGUCUCGGUGAAGGGCUCUACGUGCUUCUCACCGAUCAAGGCGAAGAAAUCACAAACACUUUGAAGUUGGCAGCACAAGGACAGUUGUUUUGCAACCGUAGGCGCCCAGUUUCACGCAACAUGUCCGUUAUGGACAGUCCUCGCCGGACCGCUUCGCGCGUGGAUUCCCGCAAGCAGGAGUUGAUCGAUUCACUUCGUGCACGUCCUGAUUCCCCCUACACAGAUUUGGAGAGCAACUACGGUUGCGGUGAUGUAUCUUCGGAUACUUGGAACGUUCCGCCCAUUGAAAGAUGUAUGAGUUGUAUUAGUAAACUAGGAGCAUUAUCGAGAUCUUCCACUACGGCGACCACCCCAGGGGUGCCUUGCUGGGAACACUCCUGCGACCGCCACUCGCUCAGCAGCGGCUCUGACUGCAGCGGCUGGAGCCAGGCUGUAACCAAACCACCUGCCCGGCCUCCCAAACCGAACUCCCUAUCGCCUCAGAAAAAAUUACCAUCGCCCCCAUCCUAUGAUAAUUACGACAUACCUCGUAUUCCUCUACCAGUUGAACCAAAGAUCGACGAGCACUAUGAUACACCACGAAAAAUCAAGGAGUGUCUCACUGAAGCGGUGCGAAAACCGUGCGGAUGCAUCUUACGCGUCCGCCAACCAGAGCAAGAGCGCCCAUGCGUUUGUCAACGUUUGCUCUCAUGCUGGAAUGGGCAAGAAGACGUCCAGGCGCUUUACGCAACCGUAGAUAUGUCGAAGAAGUGCUCGCGGACGCACAACUACGCUAAUUUCCAACCGAACGCGCCUCCCAACUAUGCAAACAUGGAUUUCGCUCAAUCUCUAGAACUAUACGAAAAUGCCAAGCAAGUAGCCCAAAACGCGGGGCUGUGUAAUAAAUGUGGCCAUCCCCAAAGCGACUAUUUAAUGAUGGAGCCGGCUCGUAAGAGCCAGCCUCCUCCCGGUUACCUACCAAUGUCCCCGGCGAUCAAGCAGCGCCUGACUCGCGUGCUUUCCUCGAGCAAUCCGAACCUGGCGCCGUCGAUCGACCGAUCGGUGAAACCGUCGGGCUCGGCGAUGCUGCAGGCGAACGUCUAUCAACGAAAGCAGCUGCUCGACUCGACCGACAACCUCGAACAGCGCCGCAGACGUUCGAAUUCCGCCGAUUCUAGUCGUUGCGAAGACACCGAGGCGUGUCAAUGCAACUGUACCCAAAGCGUGGUACGCCGUUCCUCAUCCGUUCCUUGUAAGUCGAACCGCGACUCGUCCAGCUCCAACGACUCCGGUGUCUUCGAGUUACCGCGCCGCAUCGCGUCCGGCAUCGCGACGCUACCUCGCCGCUCCAAAUCCUCCGAUCCUCUACGCGACCUCAGCUUUCAAUUCCAAAAGGUCGACGGAAAAUCCGCGAGCGCCGAAGCCGAAGUACCCGUCUGUCCGUCUGAGUCUACCAGUAGUGCAACCUCCGAUAUGUCCGAUUACAUUGAGACGUUAUCACUGUCCUCGCAUAGUUCUAACGAAGCUCCGCCGCCUAGUUGUACAUUACGGCCUAGAUCUGGCAACGAAUAUUUGACUUUACAAAGACUUAUAGCUCCGGUUCCAGAGGAACUUCAUAACUAGUCUCGUAACACUAAGCAAUACUAUGGUAUACUAUUGUAAUCAUUUUAGCGUAUUUACUUAACAUGGAGGUUCUGUAUAAAACAACGACUUUAUUAAACAAAUUAUUAAAUUUAUUAUGUGGUAUUUUAACACCAGAGAGGUGUGUGUAUAAAUAAAUGCAUGUACAGAUUU
This is a messenger RNA of Photinus pyralis (common eastern firefly), 2307 nucleotides long. RefSeq lists its product as uncharacterized. The coding region runs from base 1 to 2136 and encodes 711 amino acids. Lineage: Eukaryota; Metazoa; Arthropoda; Insecta; Coleoptera; Lampyridae. Gene Ontology annotation, biological process: positive regulation of protein tyrosine kinase activity; neuromuscular junction development. The record is from RefSeq and is a predicted model, not a curated record. Gene Ontology annotation, molecular function: protein kinase binding. The transcript has 3 exons.